UCUCUGCUGGGCAUUUUUCAGCAGCACAGAGGUGUUUGGGUAGACUCAGACACGUUUGUCUACUGUGAUGGUGUCUAUGCAGUUCUUAAUGUAGCACAGCACACUGUCUGUGAACACCUCCAGGUCUGGAUGUUCAAAAAUGUCCCAGUUUGUCCUGUCGAAGCAGUCCUGCAGUUGCUGAGAGACAUCAUCUGGCCAAAUCUGGACAUAUUGGUGAUGGCAGGAGCAGUUUUCCUGAGGGGGACAUAUGGAGGGCCAUGUGGUCAGACUGGCCCAGGUGUGGAAGUGGUCUGGCCCUGUAGCCCAGCUUGAUGUUAGAGUAGACCCUGUCCAGCGUGUUAGCUCCUCUUGUAGCACAUUUACCAUGCUGAAUUUGGGGAGCACUGCCUUCAAAUCCCCUGCUAUGAUGUGCACAGUGUCAGGAUAUGUACACUGCUGACUACAAAUGCUGCCAUGUAAAUGUCAGAUUUAGCCGAGUUAGCAUUAGCAUCCGGUGGAAUGUAAACAGUAGUAAUCAUGACCACAGUGAACUCUCAGGUGACUGCAUUUAACGGUCACAUACUCCAGGUGUUGGAAGCAGUGACUGUCCACUGUUACUGUGUAAGUAUACCAGUUGUUAUUGACAUACACACAGAGCCCCUCUCCUCUGCGUACCGGACUCCGAUGUCCUGUCAUGACACUGUGUGGUGUAGCCUGUUAGCUCUAAAGCAGAGUCCGGAAUGGAUGAAUGAAGCCAGGUUUCUGUGAUCAGCAGAAUGCAGCUAUCCUUCAUAAUGUUGUUAGUCGCAGUCUGUAGCCUCAGUUCAUCCACCUUAUUAGUGAGGGAUCUGGCGUUCUUGAGAAGAAGGCUGGGCAGCGGUGGUCUGAGUGGCUACUUCCGUAGCCUAGCUAGCAUGCUGGCCCUGCAGGGCUCCUUGCUAUGUCCACCGGAAUGUAGUGUGAGCGGAAAAAGUCGGCUGGAACACUCCGCUCGAAACAAACUCCUAUCUUAAGGAGAUCGUGGCGGCGGUAGAGCUUGUUCGCCCAACAGGAUGUACACGAAAAGCCAAGCAAAGCACUGAGCUUCUGCAGCUAUGUGCGCCGCCAUCUUGCCCGCCCAUCUCGCCAUAUUGUCCAUGUUUGGCCUGGGCGUUUGAAUAUGAAACAGAUGGUCAGUAACCUCCAUCUUCUCCGCUCAGUUCCUGCUGAAGCAGCUAGACUGGGAAAAAUGGGAAAACUACACUUCAUCUCCCUGUUACUGUUAAGUGUAUACCUACAUAAUGCCUCUACAUCUUCUGAAGCAACAGGAUGCCUCGACCCGAGUGUAGUGACCGCAGCUGAGGUGGCACUGGACCAGAUUAAUGCGGACAGAAAGGAAGGCUUCAUCUUUUCUCUCAACAGAGUGUAUGAUGUCCUGCAGGAGUCUGAGGAGGAAGAAGGGAAGCUUUUACAGCUGAUAAUAGAUGUGAUGGAGACGAAGUGUCAUGUGAUCAGCAAAACAAAAUGGAAGUCAUGUGAAAUCAAGGAUAUCGGAAGUGUUCCAGUCUUCGGAAACUGUGAUAUAUCUGUCUUUAUUCAGACCAACAUUACUUUACGUAACUAUAGCUGCACUAUCCAGCAAGUUCCUGCUGCUGCCAUCGUUGAAGUGUGUCCAGAUUGUCCAACAACAGAGAGCCUGAACGAUCCGAUCGUAUCCGAGACAGCAAAUCUCGCUCUUGAGAAAUAUAACAAGGAAUCAAACACGUCUAAUUACUUUGUUCUUCUGAAUAUAACAGGGGCGAGUAUGCAGUGGGUUGUUGGUCCAUCCUACUUUGUGGAGUUCAUCAUACAGGAAACAGACUGUGCCAAAACACUGACUGAUGUAGACUGGAGUCAGUGCCAGCCAAUGAAUGGGACACAUAUGAAGGGCUUCUGUACUGGAUCACACACUACUUCCGAUUAUGAAUUUGAGGUGACUUCCAGUGAGGAUAGCUGGAUCAGUGGAACGCACCCUAAUAUUGAAAAAUUUAAGAAAAAAUGUUUCACCAGUGUCAGCUGUUCACUUCAUCAGCAAAUGCUUGAAAAUGAACUGGAGAACGGACACAGGACAUCCAAAACCCCUCUGUCUGGGUCUGUGCUGGUUCUGCCCCCUCCACCGCUCCCAGUGCCUCCCAGAAUACCAGCAACUGCUCCUAACUGCCCUGGAGAAAGGAGCCACAACCUUGGGCUAUGGUCACUGAAACUAUGAAUAAAAUACCACGCACCAAAAGGUCACUCCGCACUAUAAAAUCAUAUGAAACACUUUUUAGUCGUGGAAAAGGAAAUAAUAUCAGGCAUAGCAACUCUGUAUAUUCUCUAAAUUCUGGGGUAAAGAUGAUUUGAGCAUCGUGUUCGAAAUUGGCUACUUUACAGAUGAUUAAAUAUGAAAGGCAAAAAAAGUUUUGUUUUAUCAAUGACUCUGAAAAUGAAUUUAAAUCUAGGAAUGUAUUUAUAUAUAUAUACACAUACACACACAAAGGUAAUGGUUUCAAGAUGAAACAAUACAGCCUAAACAGCACACACAGGUCAUUCAGCUGUGAAAGAAAAAAAAAGCAGCCUGCAAUAAAAUUAUAAAAUAAAACAAACGAUAAAAGA
Hemibagrus wyckioides is the source of this 2592-nucleotide messenger RNA. RefSeq lists its product as uncharacterized. The record is from RefSeq and is a predicted model, not a curated record. Gene Ontology annotation, biological process: negative regulation of endopeptidase activity. Lineage: Eukaryota; Metazoa; Chordata; Actinopteri; Siluriformes; Bagridae. The transcript has 7 exons. Gene Ontology annotation, molecular function: cysteine-type endopeptidase inhibitor activity. Gene Ontology annotation, cellular component: extracellular region. Bases 1139 to 2206 code for a protein of 355 amino acids.